Messenger RNA from Lolium rigidum, 1546 nucleotides. RefSeq lists its product as uncharacterized. Gene Ontology annotation, cellular component: chloroplast. The record is from RefSeq and is a predicted model, not a curated record. Lineage: Eukaryota; Viridiplantae; Streptophyta; Magnoliopsida; Poales; Poaceae. Gene Ontology annotation, molecular function: RNA binding. The transcript has 4 exons. The coding region runs from base 1 to 1458 and encodes 485 amino acids.
AUGUCAAGAUCCAGUCACCAUGUGUUGCGCUCGAGGAAGAGGAUAUCCAUCGGACCACCACCUGAUGACGUCGUAACCACCCACACCUUCUCUCUCGUCACCAAGGCCGGCCAAGAGGAGGGGAGGAGCAGAGUCACCCGGAAGAAGGUGGCUGCGCUUAUUGAGAUAGGGGCUCACGCUCACCAUAAGAGUGACCACCGGCUCCUUCCACCAUGGAAACUUGCCAGCUCUGCAGCAGGUCUCUGGGCGGCGACUCUUGACCUUAUUAACGGAGAUAGCUGCGGCGGCGAUGUAGACCGGCAUCUCCUCCCAUCGGAGCUCGCCGGAGGGAAACCAUCACAGAUUGCACAAGAUCAGGUCAAGAGAGAUCUGUGCCCAACUCCAGACAUGGGCAUAAAGCCCAACUCUACUCCUAUACAGACUACUACAGUGGCCGGCACGGAGCCUCAACUACUCUCCGGCGGCAACGUCGCUGGAGAGGGGCUUGGCCCGGCCAAGAACAGCGAAAACCCUAGAAAGAUGCUGCCAGUUGGGCCCCCAUCCUCACAGUACGUGCUCUUGUCAAUUUCUUCUUAUCCCUCUCGCCUCUGUCUCUCCAGUUGCUAUCCCCUGCUUAUCCCCUCCGACGAAGUACAUCGCCGCCUCGGCAUUCCGUCGAACACGAUGACGAGCGUGGCGGCGGCGGUCACCCUCCUCCGCAUCCCUCUCGCCCGCCUCUCCUCUCACCUCCGAUCCGUCCCGCCCCCUCGCUUCCGCCUCUCCCACUCCCACCGCUCCCUCACCUCCCUCCUCGCGCCCGGCCACGGCCUCGCCGUAGCGGCCGUUUCGGAGGCGGCGGCCCCGGUGGUUGAAGAGGAGCUCGAAGCGGCGGAGGUGAAUGAAGAAGAGCUCGAAGCGGAGGAAGAGCAGCAGGACGCGGCUCCGCCGUCCUUCGUGCUCCCGCGGCUGCCGCGGCCGAAGCUGGACGUGAAGGAGCGGAAGGAGCUGGCCUCGUACGCGCACGGCCUCGGCAAGAAGCUCAAGUCGCAGCAGGUCGGAAAGGGCGGCGUCACGCCCUCCCUCGUCGGCGCCUUCUCCGACAACCUCGAGUCCAACGAGCUCCUCAAGCUAAAGAUUCACGGGAACUGCCCUGGAGAACUACCUGAUGUGAUACUACAACUUGAGGAGUCAACCGGAUCCAUUGCUGUUGACCAAAUCGGACGAUCAGUUAUUCUAUAUAGGCCUAGCUCCAGCAAGAUGAAAAAGAAGGAAGAAGUCGCUAGAAACAGGGAAGAGUUUGCAAGAAAUAGUGCGAGGUUUGGAAAAUCUGAGAAUUCAUUUGGAGAACGCCCUAGACAUAACACAAGCAAGAGAUUCGGAAAGUCCGUGUCAACAUUUAGGACUCAACAGAAGAGAAGAUCAGUAGCAUCUAAGAGCUCGUCAUAUGGACGCGGUGUAGCAGCACAAAAAAUAAAAUAAUAGAUUGUUAAUUUUGUUAUUGUCUUGAGAAAUCAUGUAAAUUUGACCAACUAAUUGCAUAAUGCAUAUUAGGGUUCAGUUCCUGCCA